Neltuma alba is the source of this 1382-nucleotide messenger RNA. Its product is annotated as oxygen-evolving enhancer protein 1, chloroplastic-like. Gene Ontology annotation, biological process: photosystem II stabilization; photosystem II assembly. Lineage: Eukaryota; Viridiplantae; Streptophyta; Magnoliopsida; Fabales; Fabaceae. Gene Ontology annotation, cellular component: photosystem II oxygen evolving complex. Bases 76 to 1044 code for a protein of 322 amino acids. The transcript has 2 exons. Gene Ontology annotation, molecular function: oxygen evolving activity. The record is from RefSeq and is a predicted model, not a curated record.
CCAGAUCCUCUUCUUCCCCAACACAAAAUCACUCUCUCUUACAGAGACACAGAGAGAGCAAUUGUGGAAACGACAAUGGCCGCCUCACUGCAAGCAGCCGCCACCCUCACGGCCAUGCCCUUGCAGCUCAAAUCUUCCCACUCCAUUUCCAAGGCCUUCGGCUUGCAACCUUCUGCAUCGAGGCUCACUUGCUCUCUUCACCCUCAUCUCAAGGACCUCGCUCACAAGUGUGCCGACGCCACCAAAAUUGCAGGCUUCGCCCUCGCCUCCUCUGCUCUCCUCGUCUCUGGGGCAAGUGCCGAGGGUGCCCCAAAACGCCUGACCUACGACGAAAUCCAGAGCAAGACAUACUUGGAAGUCAAAGGAACAGGAACGGCUAACCAGUGUCCGACCAUCGAUGGCGGAGUUGACUCAUUCGCCUUCAAGCCUGGAAAAUACAACGCCAAGAAGCUCUGCCUUGAGCCCACCUCUUUCACUGUGAAAGCCGAGGGUGUCAGCAAGAACGCCCCGCCUGAGUUCCAAAACACCAAGCUCAUGACCCGCCUCACCUACACUCUCGACGAGAUCGAAGGCCCCUUCCAAGUUUCUGAAGAUGGCUCCGUCAAGUUCGAGGAGAAAGACGGCAUCGACUAUGCCGCCGUCACGGUCCAGCUUCCCGGAGGCGAGCGCGUGCCUUUCCUCUUCACCAUCAAACAGCUGGUGGCUUCUGGAAAACCAGACAGCUUCAGCGGAGAAUUUCUGGUGCCGUCGUACCGGGGAUCAUCGUUUUUGGACCCCAAGGGAAGGGGUGCUUCCACGGGUUAUGAUAAUGCGGUGGCAUUGCCGGCCGGAGGAAGAGGAGACGAGGAAGAACUUGCGAAGGAGAACAAUAAGAGUGCUCAGUCAUCGAAAGGGAAGAUAACUUUGAGUGUGACGAAGAGCAAGCCUGAGACUGGAGAAGUGAUUGGGGUGUUUGAGAGCCUUCAGCCAUCUGAUACUGAUUUGGGAGCUAAAGCUCCGAAGGAUGUGAAGAUCCAGGGCGUCUGGUAUGCUCAGCUUGAUUAAUUCAGAGACCUUCUUCUUCUUCUGAUCUGAGUAAUAUGGGGCUCCAGAUUUUGUUGUAACUAGCCAGAGUUGAAUAUUCGCUUCUGCACCAUCCUAUGGCCCAAAGGGUAAUAUUUUUAUUACUGUGUCUGUAUAUUAUAAUAUUGACUUCAAACUAUAAUAAAAUGUAGUUUUCAUUGGUGGUGGCCUGGCUAGUUUUUGUAACAUUCCAUGUUCUUGUUUACCCAAUUGUGAGAUGGUUUCUCUUUACAUGAGCCAAGCCACGGAUUUCGUUGUUAGUAUUACUAUCCGGUCAGUUUCUGUGCAUAAUCUUGCACAAAUCCAUCCUUUAAUUUCUA